This is a messenger RNA of Pestalotiopsis fici W106-1, 1557 nucleotides long. RefSeq lists its product as uncharacterized. The transcript has 5 exons. The coding region runs from base 1 to 1557 and encodes 518 amino acids. The record is from RefSeq and is a predicted model, not a curated record. NCBI's taxonomy places the organism in Eukaryota, Fungi, Ascomycota, Sordariomycetes, Amphisphaeriales, Sporocadaceae. Gene Ontology annotation, molecular function: oxidoreductase activity; FAD binding.
AUGACCCGCUUUUCAGCCCUGGUCGCUUGCGGCCUUGCAUUAUUUCAGCCUUUGGCUCUUGCCAGCGCGCUUCUUCCUCGUGAUGGCUACCAGUACUACACACGACACAACCUGACGGUUCAGCAAGUACAAAGCGAGCUGGGUCCCUUGCUAUCACAGAAUGCCAGCAUCUUUGGGCCCAAUGAUACUCGAUGGGAAAAUGCCACCGAGAGAUAUCAGAUGUACGCUGUGCCCGACAUUAAGAUGGUUGUCCGACCUGGAAUGGAAGACGAUGUGGCAAUAGUUGUGAAAUAUGCCAAUCGCAACAGCAUCCCGUUCAUGGCCAAGAAUCGUGGCCACGCAUUGACUGCCACGGUUGGAGCGUUCUCAGGUAUCCAGAUCGACAUGACCUCUUUGAACCAGAUCAAUUAUCAGCCCGAUAUGAAAACAGCUUGGUUCCAGGGUGGUACUUAUGACGACCAGGUCAUGGUUGAGCUUUGGGACAGAGGAUAUGUUGCAACCACUGGAAGCUGUAGCUGUGUUGGCAUGAUGGGCCCUGGUCUCGGUGGAGGCCACGGGCGCUACCAGGGACUGUACGGUCUGAUCAGUGACAACUUGGUCAACCUCAAUGUUGUGCUCGCCGAUGGAACAAAACUUCGAGUCAAUGAGAGUACCAACCCGGACCUAUGGUGGGCCAUGCAAGGCGCUGGACACAACUUUGGCAUCGUCACCAGCUUUGAGCUCAAGAUCUAUCCCGCGAACAUUGAAUCGUGGUACUACCGCAACUACGUCUUCACUCAGGAGCAGCUCGAGCCACUGUUCGAGGAGCUCAAUGACUUCCACGACAGGGGUGCUCUACCAGGUGUCGUUGGCGGUGGCUAUGUCAUCUACGGUAUGAACAAGACCGUCGAUGAGAACAAGGCCAUUCUUUUCGCAUCCUUCAUCUACGCUGGUGCCCAGGCCGACGCCGAGCCAGUUUUCGAGCGCUUUGACAAGUUCGAGUACGUCGACAGACAGGAAGGCAAUGUUCCGUUCCCCCAGGUCCCCGACGUCCAGGGGUCUGGACUGCGCGACCCCCUCUGCGCCGGAGGCAAGACGCACAUCACGACUACUGCCGGUCUUCAGGAAUACAACGUCACUGCGCAGCGCCAGAUCUACGAGCUUUACAACCAGAAGAUUGCGGAGCAUCCCGAGCUCGAGGCCACCCGUGUCGUCAUGGAAGGCUACUCUGUCGAGGGAGUCUUGAAGCACGACCCCAAGAAGUCUUCCUUUGGCCACCGUGACGAUUAUCUCACCACAUACUUUGACGUCGAGAACCCCGCCGACUACGGCCUGCAGGACUAUGCCCUCGAGUGGGCCAAGGAGACCCGGGACCUGUGGAACCUGGGCCAGCCCGAACCCCGUCGCAGCCAGCCCUCGACCUAUGUCAACUACGCCCUCGGCGACGAGUCCCUGGAGAUGAUCUACGGCUGGGAGCCCUGGCGCCUACAGAAGCUCCGCGCCCUCAAGGCCAAGUACGACCCCCUCAACACGUUCCGCUACUACAACCCCAUCCCACCGGCGACCAAUCAUUAUUAG